Messenger RNA from Aspergillus calidoustus, 3024 nucleotides. NCBI's taxonomy places the organism in Eukaryota, Fungi, Ascomycota, Eurotiomycetes, Eurotiales, Aspergillaceae. The record is from the annotation of a GenBank genome assembly.
AUGCCACGUUCAGCUGCUACGGCUAGGAAGAGUCAUAGCAAUCGACAAGAUCAUGGCGCCGCCGGCUCUGGCAAGAAACCAAGCAAGCAAAAGUCGAACACGCAUCUAAACGCGAAUCUCAACGGCGCCACUACUUCGGAGUCCGGACCUUCCUCGCAGGUCGACUGGCCAUCGCAUCGUUCAACUGGAGACCAGGCAUCGGGAGUGACGGCGACCAGAAGCAACGGACAGGCGGACAGCUCAAAGGCGGACGGCAACGGACGUGGUUAUCAGAGCGGAUAUGCCAAGGGGAAUGCAGACAUGUCAUACGGGCAGAACGGUGCCGCGAUGUCGAAUGGUGGACUUGGAGGGCAGGCGUCACGUCGUACGGACAAGUCGACCACUGGGACGAAGAGGUCGACUUCCAAUGCUUCCGUUAAUCCGUUCCAGUUGGCGUCUACUAUCCUCAGAUCGUGCCCGAUGUACGACACUAUCGCCAUUCUGAUUUUUUUGCUGCAACUUCCUCCGAUGGUUCUCACCCUUGUCCAGUUCUUGUUUGCCUCCUUGACUUUUAUGCCUCCUAGCGGUACCUCCUCUGGCUCAUUGUCUUCCAAUUUCGACAUUUUCCAAGGUCCCGCCGGAACGCCCUCGCUCGGCACGAUGAUUGCGAUGGAUGGCUUUUGCCUGCUCUUUUGGGGUCUUUUCAUGUGGACCUGGGCUCAGAAUUUUGCGCUUGACCUAGCCCAUGUGCAGGUUGCCAUAACUCUGGGUGGUGGUGGAGCAGGGAAAAAUGGAGGUGUCAAUGCUCUCUGUGUUGGCAUCGUCCUAAUCUUGCAUCUCUUACGCAGUAAAGGUAUACAAGAUUUCGUGAUCGGCCAUCUCGUCUCUGCGAAAAUAAUCAGCCCCGAUCUACUGUCACAAUAUUCUUAUCUCAUGCCCGCCGAGUUUAAACGCACCGAAGCGCAAUCAUCUCCGAGCUGGGUCCGAAGCCUGCUUGCUGUACAUAUUUUGGCCCAGGCAGGAACCGCGAUGGCGAGGCGCUCAAUGACCAGAAACCGGACACCCGCUCCCUCCAGGGCAGGCAAGCGUAUUGAUACGGAAGCUUCGGCGGGCUCUCAAACGCAGAUUGAUUCGGCCUUCGAGUCUACCGCUAGUGUCUCGUCAUAUCUUGGUCCCGAUGGGCAGAUUAUCACCACCACGCACAAGGAUGGUAGGGAACGACUGAUCUCGGCCAAGAAGCGGAGAAGGCAAGCGAAUCAGGUCCGGAGCCGUCAACCCUUUUGGGCUGCUCUUGCAAGCACAAAGGUGACAGUGAUGAGGGAGUACGAACAUUCGAGGGCCUUGUCUAAAACCACUCGAGGAUUCACAGCGACCGAAGAUGAUCUCCAGGGCGCUUCUUUGGAUGACGGACUUGUCUGGAUCACGGAUGUGGACAGCUCAGCUAUUAAGUUUGCGGCGGGUGAUUUCGCCUCCGCCGACGACUCUUCCGCCUGCGGAGCUGCACGGGAGGAUACUGAACCGUUCUAUGUCUGCGUCAACGGCGCCCCAUGGGCCACGGCUACUCUGACUAAGGAGCAUGGUGCUUCAAAAGGAUCGAAUACUAUCUAUUGGCGAGGCGAAAUUUCUGGUCUUGCUCCGAAUUGUGCAUACACCUGCUCUUUUGUUAAAAGUGAUACUGAUGAGGAGGUCUGCGCCAUGAGUGUCAAGACUCCUGCCGCCAACGACGCAGAACAAGUUCACUCAGUACCAACCCCACCGCAGCCUUCCUAUCGACCCUCUUCUCCGACCACCACCCUGAAGAAUUCGAUCAUCAACGCCGAGGUGAAAUUGAACGAAAAACGCUCUCGUCUAAGAAAAGCCAAAAAUGAUCACAAGCUUGCCAUUUCCAAAAUCAGAAGGGAGCUAGACAACUACAACCAUCGCCUCCAGAGCGGCACGGAUGAGAACAGACAGAAGCAGCGGUCACUACAGCUUGAAAGGAACAUUCGGCAAACCGAGGAGGCCACGGCCGCCCUCGAUACGCAAAUCGAUACUUUGGAGAAUGUUCCGGACGAGGAGUAUCAAGAAUGGUCUGAGCAAAAAGCCAAGUAUGAACAGGAAGUGGAAAAUCUCAAAUCGGCCAAAGCAGAGCUUACCGCUGCGCGAGCCGCCAAAGCCCGCGACUUGUCGUCCUUGGAGUCUGAUCUGAAUUCCACCUUGCAGAAGCGCGAACGUCUACAGGGCCGCCGGACUAGAGUGAACGAACAGUACGAACGGAUUGUCUCUGCCAACGCUCAGGGUCUCAACGAGCGAGAACGUCGUGCGGCUGAACAGUUUGCCCGGGAGCAGGAACAAGCUAAAAUGGAGGCGAGCUUCAACGAACAGUUCGCGAGCAUUAGCCAGACAGCCCAGGACUAUCAGAUACGCACGGCCCAGCUGUGGCAACAGUGUACUGCCGCCGAACAAGCCCUCCAACAACAGCAGCAACUGAUGUUCAUGGAGCCUCCUCCGCUUACUCCUGAAGGCGAGCUACCCGGCACCAAUCCGUUUACAGACGCACCCACCAUGCCUCUGAGCGCCUUGGCGACCAAUUCCAAUCACCGAUCGUUGUUGGGCCAGACGUUUUCCGCGCUCAAGUCCAGUCCUCUCCAGCAAGCCUCGUCCCCCAUCGGCGCAACAUCUUCUCAUCCGACCAGCCCAAUCAAUGCGCCUUCGUACCAGCUUUUUUCAAGCUCGCCAUUUGGGAAUGCGGCUACUUUCCUGGAACCGGACUUUGUCACCCGUGAUCGCUCGUUCUCCAACCGUUCGGCCCGCAGCAGCCUUUAUGGCAUGGAUCUCUUUGAACCGCCUACAGGCCGCCGUCCUCCUUUUGAUCCGUUCGAGGGCGGCAACGAGAACCGACGCAGUUCGGGCUCCGACAGCAACCCGUUGAAUCUCAACUUGCGGCCCAUCUCAAGCCCCUUCCAGCGGGCCGCCAGUCGCGCCAGCGCAACCGGUAGCGGUGCAAGUGGUGGAAGUGGUAGCGGUAGUGGCAGCCCUAGUUCUGCUCGUGGAAAAGGAAACUGA